Molecule: messenger RNA, 1473 nt
Organism: Pararge aegeria (speckled wood butterfly)
Lineage: Eukaryota; Metazoa; Arthropoda; Insecta; Lepidoptera; Nymphalidae
Product: required for meiotic nuclear division protein 1 homolog
Exons: 7
Coding region: 99-1256 (385 amino acids)
Biological process (GO): positive regulation of mitochondrial translation
Source: RefSeq, a predicted model, not a curated record
GUUAAGUAACCUCAAAUGUUGUUUACGUCUUUGCAAAGAUCAAAAAUAUCUAAUAAGAUUUAUAUUUUCCUGGUUUUAAAUCUAAGAAUAUUUGCAUUAUGACUGUAUAUUUAACAAGAUUGGUAAUACCUACUUUCCGAUCCGUGGCAAACACUAGAUUUGUGACUACUUGCUUCUCGCCUAUACAACCGGCUAAAAAGCUUCUGUUUCCUGAGAAAAAUGGUUUAUUUUGCGUCGGACAGCAGCUCUUUAGAAACUAUUCAGUGGAUAGUAUCCAACCUACGACCAUGGCUCUUGAUAAUACGAGUUUACCAUUGAAAAAGAAGACCUCCUACAAAAAGGUGGUUUUGGAAGAUUUGACCAAAACAGAAGGGCAAUUUUUAACUUUGGCUUACGCUACAGCGAAUUGCUAUGAUCUAAAGUCUCUUAAAGAGGGUCUGGUGCAGCAGAAGCUGUAUGAACCGGGAACGUUAAAAACUCAAGAAGUAGGCAAUGUAGUGGUGGCAAGUCCAGUGUACCGAGUAGGUGAUGAGCCGAGAGAGAUUAUAUUCUUUCAGGAAGGGGCUGUUGUGUUUUGGAACUGCACUGAAUUGGAAGCUAAUAAUGUGUUGGAUUUUAUUCGACCGUUUGAAAUGGAAAGUUAUCCAAGAGAUGUGGUCACAAGGGAGAGAGAAAUCAUGACAUAUCAAUAUAACACAAAUGCUAAAAAGUGUUCUCUUCAAGAGUCAUGCUUCGUUCUAGUGCAAAAUAGCGACAAUUCACUGGAGAGAUAUUCUUUCAGUCACGCCAUGGCUCAGUCAGCGCGGCUGGGUGCGUGGGAAGCGCGCCUGGAAGCCCUCGCGGCUUCCGUGCGGGCGCACACUGAGGUCAUGGAGAAAGUGGGUGCUGCUCACGUGGAGAAGAAAGAGGUGGUACGCAAGCUGGGCCAGUUGCUGUCGCUGCGACACCGCAUCAACGUGGAGUCGGACCUGCUGGACACGCCGGACUGCUAUUGGGAGGACGAGCGGCUGGAACAGCUGUACUCCAGCACCGUGGCCUACUUCACCAUCCCCAGGCGAACCAGGGUGCUGAACGAGCGUCUGGCGCACUGCGUUGAGCUGCUAGAGCUGCUGUCGGCGUGGGCGGCGGACCGGCACCACGUGCGCCUCGAGUGGAUGGUGAUCGCACUCAUCUUGGCCGAAGUGUUGUUCGAGCUGCUGCACUGCUUCGAGCGCUACGUGUGGGCCGAGCGUGCUCCGCUCCGGCACCAGCUGUAGAGAGUAUAUCAAGGGAUCUGCUGGACAUCAGCCUCUCCUGCCCUACAUGCUCUUAUUGCAGAGGCAUUAAGUCCUUAAGGAAUUCUUGUUCGUAACGCAACGAAGCUCGCCAGCUCGGUGCCAAACUUUCCGAGCAUUUUGUUGUUUUCCAUGCCCUAUAUUGUUUAAUCCAGCACGAAUUGAAUGAUUGGGUAAAAUAAGAAAAUUGUGAUUAACA